UGACCGAUCCUCUCUCAUCAAUCUUGAUCGUUCACCGAUACGAGAUCAUGAACUACGAUGCUCUUGCGUCGCACCCAAACGCAACCUUCUUCUCUCCAAAAGACCCAAAAGGCUUGUCAAGUCUAGUAAAGAACGUUUUCACUCCUCCCUCUGUGUUGAAUUGAAAAUUUGAUGGGAAGAUCUAAAUAUAUAGUUAUGUAUAUAUAUAUAUAGGCAUCGCAAUGCGGUGGUAGUUGAAUCUCCAUUGGAGAGAGUUGAUUGAUUCGCAAUGGAUGUGGAGAGAUCGUCGUUGUGCAAUUGCGUAGUCAACUUUCUUAUUGAAGAAAAUUACUUGUUGUCGGCAUUCGAGCUUCUCCAUGAGCUUCUCGACGACGGUCGUGACGCUCAGGCCAUUCGCCUCAAGGAGUUCUUCUCCGAUGUCUCUCAGUUCCCUCCCGAUCAGAUCUCUCGCUUCAAUACUCUCCGAGUUGCGGACCCCCAGAGUUUGCUAGAAGAAAAAGAAUCACUGGAAGAAAAAUUGGCAAUGAGUGAAUAUGAACUUCGUUUAGCCCAAGAGGACAUGCUAAAACUGAAGACUGAAUUGCAGAAGAAAACUGAGUCCAAUCUGGAUGAUUUGAGUGGGUCAAAUAGAAAUGCUUCUGCAAUUCAUGGACCAGACUCUCUACAGCGCAAGGACACUUCAUCUGAUUUGGGCCCUUUGAAGGACAAUGAACGUGGAGACCUCAACUGUGCUGUCAAAGAAUAUUUGCUUUUAGCAGGUUACCGUCUCACUGCAAUGACAUUCUAUGAAGAGGUUACGGACCAGAACCUAGAUGUUUGGCAGAAUUCAUCUGCAUGUGUUCCGGAUGCACUGCGCCGUUAUUAUUACCAGUACCUCUCUUCCACUGCAGAGGCUGCCGAGGAGAAAAUUGCCAUGCUUCGAGAAAAUGAGACUUUGCUAAAAUCGAAGGAGAGCCUGAAAAAUGAAAAGGAGUCUUUGCUUAAAAACAAAGAUUUGGCCGAUGGUCAAAUUAUGGCAUUAACAAAAUCCUUGGAGAAUUUACAGAAGGAUGUCAAGGACAAGGAGAUUUUGGUGCAAGAUUUGAAGCAGUCCUUGGAGCGACAAAGAAAAGAGCUCAAUGACUGCAGAGCUGAAAUCACUUCACUAAAAAUGCACAUUGAAGGGUCUCGGUCUGGAAAGAAUCUAGUAGUUGGUGAUACUGAAGAUGUGCAAUCACAGUCUGUAGAAGGCUACAAGGAAGAAAUAAAAUUGCUGCUGAAGGAAAUAGAAAGUUUAAAGGAGAAAAAAUCUAUUUCUACUGAAACAACUAUCAAUUGCGGGAAGGAGUUUGUGGAGACGAAUAAUGAAGUUGAUGAAAUAUGUGAAAACAAUAACAUAUCAUCUUCAGAUGACAUGACAACAGGCGUUUUAGAAACUAUAGAUGCUCAAUUAAUGGGAAAUCGAACCCAUGAUGACACCAAUAACAAACAUGAGAAAUAUUCCGAAGGGAAAUUAUUAAUUUCUCCAAUUGAUAAUGAUGCUACUAAGAAUGAUGAGAAUCUCCCCAAACACAAUGGUGAACCUCCACUAGAAGACAACAGGUUACUUCUAAAACCGGACAAUGUAGUUGGUGAACCUGUUUCUGAGAAAAUGGGUUUCGGAACCAUUCAGAUCCUUUCGGAUGCAUUGCCUAAAAUUGUUCCUUAUGUUCUGAUCAACCAUCGGGAGGAGCUCCUUCCUCUGAUAAUGUGUGCAAUUGAGCGCCAUCCAGAGAGCAGCACACGAGAUUCCUUGACUCACACAUUAUUUAACCUAAUAAAACGUCCAGAUGAACAACAAAGGCGAAUUAUAAUGGAUGCCUGUGUUACGCUUGCUAAGAAUGUAGGAGAGAUGAGAACAGAAACAGAAUUGCUUCCCCAAUGCUGGGAACAAAUUAAUCACAUGUAUGAGGAACGUAGGCUGCUCGUUGCGCAAUCAUGUGGAGAACUUGCAGAUUUUGUGCGGCCUGAGAUCCGGGAUUCUCUCAUCUUGUCUAUUGUGCAACAACUGAUGGAAGAUUCUGCGACCGUUGUCCGUGAGGCUGCUGCUCAUAAUCUGGCUUUGCUGCUUCCACUCUUCCCAAAUAUGGACAAAUAUUUCAAGGUUGAGGAUAUGAUGUUUCAGUUGGUUUGUGAUCCUUCUGGAGUCGUCGUAGAAACUACAAUCAAAGAACUAGUCCCUGCUCUGGUAAAUUGGGGAAACAAACUGGACCAUAUUUUACGAGUUUUACUCUCUCUCAUCUUGAGUGCUGCUCAGCGUUGUCCACCUCUUUCAGGGGUUGAAGGUUCUGUGGAGUCAAAUCUCCGUGUUUUAGGCGAAAGAGAGCGCUGGAAUAUUGAUGUCUUAUUACGGUUGCUGGCAGAAUUGCUUUCGUUUGUGCACCAGAAAGCAAUUGAGACAUGUCCAUUUCCUGCUGUUUCAGAAUCGGUUGGAACAUUAUUUUCUACUUCCCUGCUUGAACUGUAUGCAGGGGGACGUGUGGAAUGGCCUGCAUUUGAGUGGCUUCACGUUGACUGCUUUCCUGAUUUGAUUCACCUUGUCUCUCUUUUACCUCAGAAGGAAGAUAAUUUAAGAAAUCGACUCACAAAGUUCUUGUUGGCCGUUUCUGAACGUUUUGGCGAUUAUUAUCUGAAGCAUAUUAUGCUGCCUGUAUUCUUGGAAGCAGUUGGUGAUAAUGCUGAUUUGACAUUUUUCCCAUCAACUAUUCAGUCAAGAAUCAGAGGUUUGAGACCGAAAUCUGCUAUAGCUGAAAGACUCUCUACUAUAUGUGUCCUACCCCUUCUCUUGGCAGGUGUGUUGGGAUCUCCUAGCAAGCAUGAACAAUUGACAGAGUACCUGAGAAAUCUUCUAGUUGAAAGCACAGUGCAGGAGGGUCAGCCUGGGAAGCGUAAUGACGAAAUUUUCAACUCUGUCCGCUUCCUUUGCACAUUUGAAGAACAUCAUACUAUGAUUUUUAAUAUCUUAUGGGAAAUGGUUGUAAGCUCCAACAUAAAUAUGAAAAUUGGUGCUGCCAGUCUGUUGAAAGUCAUUGUGCCAUAUAUUGACGCUAAAGUUGCUUCAACUCAUGUUUUGCCUGCUCUUGUCACUCUUGGCUCUGAUCAAAACUUGAAUGUAAAGUACGCAUGCAUUGAUUCGUUUGGAGCUGUAGCACAGCAUUUUAAAAAUGAAAUGAUCGUUGACAAAAUACGUGUUCAAAUGGAUGCUUUUCUUGAAGAUGGAUCACAUGAAGCUACCAUUGCUGUGGUCCGUGCAUUGGUGGUGGCCGUACCACAUACAACUGAUAGACUUAGAGAUUAUCUAUUGUCCAAGAUUUUCCAACUUACAAGCACACCACUUCCUUCAAGUGAUGUGAUGCGUCGCCGCGACAGAGCCAAUGCUUUUUGUGAAGCAAUCCGUGCUCUGGAUGCUACAGAUCUUUCUGCUGCUAGUGUUAAGGAUCAACUCCUACCUGCCAUACAGAAUUUGUUAAAAGACUCUGAUGCGCUUGAUCCCGCACACAAAGAGGCUCUUGAAAUUAUUAUGAAGGAUAGAUCAGGCGGAACACUUGAGGCUAUUAGUAAGGUGAUGGGUGCUCAUCUUGGAAUUGCAUCGUCUAUGACCAGUUUCUUUGGCGAAGGUGGCCUUUUGGGCAAAAAGGAAAGUGCAGUCCCGGUACCAGUACCGGCCCCGGCACCAGAGCCUCUUGAGCCCGCAAAGCCUGAUGUGCAAUCCCCGGUGGAGGACACAAGAUUGAGACGAAUCAUGAGGGGAGGUUUCACAGACAUGCUCAGAGGCAAAGCAAAGACUAGUGAAGAAACUCCUCCAAGCCAAUGAAAUCCGACCUUCCAUGUUGUGAUGAGAAUGUUUUUGUUUUCGGUAUAUAAGGCUGAGAAUUUUGUGAUUCAUUGAUAGAAGAAAUAAUUGCUCUUUCUUUUUAGGUUUGGGUCUCCUGCGAAAAGAAAAGGAAUAAUAACUGCCUUCUCAUUAAUUCGUCCAGCUUUUUAAUCAUGUCGAUUUGUUGUUGAAUUGGAAUUUGUAGGCAUUAUAGAUCAUCAUUCGUUGUAAACGCUUUUAUAUGGACUCCGAAGUUGUAAAUUUCUGCGUUUUUGUCGGCUAAUGAAGUGCUUAUACUCC
Molecule: messenger RNA, 4132 nt
Organism: Cornus florida
Lineage: Eukaryota; Viridiplantae; Streptophyta; Magnoliopsida; Cornales; Cornaceae
Exons: 20
Coding region: 269-3832 (1187 amino acids)
Biological process (GO): intracellular cholesterol transport
Cellular component (GO): recycling endosome; trans-Golgi network
Molecular function (GO): protein binding
Source: RefSeq, a predicted model, not a curated record